AUGUACAGUCUCAGAGGCUAUGGUGGGAACCACCUGGGAAUGUUUGCAGGCACCCGCAGCGACUUCAUCAUCACGCAGCACCCCGAGUUCAAUUUGGGGCGUCUGGCAUCGGAACGAGGUCUGGGUCACCAGUGGGACACCACGAAGUGUGCCACUUCGAAGAGUAACAGGAGUUGGGUGAUGCAGAAACUGAACACGUCGAUGCGUGAGAGUUCGCCGCGGCUUUGUGGGUCAGGGAACCUGAAUCGGUGGACCGACGGCAGUUGUGAGAAGAUUGAGAACUCAUUCUUACGGUUGGCAUAUGCGCUAGGUGUGGCAGAUGCACGGUAA
Molecule: messenger RNA, 330 nt
Organism: Cladocopium goreaui
Lineage: Eukaryota; Dinophyceae; Suessiales; Symbiodiniaceae
Source: the annotation of a GenBank genome assembly